Molecule: messenger RNA, 1407 nt
Organism: Penicillium odoratum
Lineage: Eukaryota; Fungi; Ascomycota; Eurotiomycetes; Eurotiales; Aspergillaceae
Gene: cbf5
Product: pseudouridine synthase CBF5
Exons: 5
Coding region: 1-1407 (468 amino acids)
Biological process (GO): mRNA pseudouridine synthesis; rRNA pseudouridine synthesis; snRNA pseudouridine synthesis
Cellular component (GO): box H/ACA snoRNP complex
Molecular function (GO): pseudouridine synthase activity; RNA binding
Source: RefSeq, a predicted model, not a curated record
AUGGCGAACCAGGAGAUGGACUACGCCAUUAAGCCCGAGGCGGUUAGCCCCUCAAUUACCGCUGAGGAAUGGCCUCUUUUGCUCAAGAACUACGAUAAGUUGCUUGUUCGCACCGGACACUUCACUCCUAUCCCUGCUGGUGCCUCUCCCCUUAAGCGUGAUCUUAAGUCCUACAUCAGCUCCGGUGUUAUCAACCUCGACAAGCCGUCGAACCCUUCUAGUCACGAGGUCGUGGCUUGGAUGAAGCGGAUUCUCAGAUCCGAGAAGACUGGUCACAGUGGUACUCUUGACCCCAAGGUCACUGGUUGCUUGAUUGUCUGCAUUGACCGUGCUACCCGUCUGGUCAAGUCCCAGCAGGGUGCCGGCAAGGAGUAUGUCUGUGUCAUCCGUUUGCACGAGAAGAUCCCCGGUGGUGAGGCGCAGUUCCGCCGCGCUCUUGAGACCCUCACCGGUGCUCUGUUCCAGCGCCCCCCUCUCAUUUCGGCCGUCAAGCGUCAGCUCCGUGUCCGUACCAUCUACGAGAGCAAGAUGUACGAGUUCGACAACGAGCGUCACCUUGGUGUCUUCUGGGUCAGCUGUGAGGCUGGUACCUACAUCCGUACCCUUUGCGUUCACUUGGGUCUGCUGUUGGGUGUUGGUGCCCAUAUGCAGGAGCUGCGUCGUGUCCGCUCUGGAGCUAUGAACGAGGAGAGUGGCAUGGUUACCCUGCACGAUGUCAUGGAUGCCCAGUGGGUGUACGACAACCAGCGUGACGAGUCCUACCUGCGCAAGGUCAUCCGUCCCCUGGAGAGCCUGCUUACCGGCUACAAGCGUAUUGUGGUCAAGGAUAGCGCUGUCAACGCUGUCUGCUACGGUGCCAAGCUUAUGAUUCCCGGUCUUCUGCGUUUCGAGUCUGGUAUUGAGGUCGACGAGGAGGUUGUCAUCAUGACCACCAAGGGUGAGGCCAUUGCCAUUGGUAUUGCCCAGAUGUCCACCGUGGAGCUUUCAACCUGCGACCACGGUGUUGUCGCCAAGGUCAAGCGUUGCAUUAUGGAGCGCGACCUGUACCCCCGCCGCUGGGGAUUGGGCCCUAUCGCCCUCGAGAAGAAGAAGCUCAAGUCUGCUGGCAAGCUCGACAAAUACGGUCGUACCAACGAGGCUACCCCCGCUUCCUGGAAGAAGGAAUACAAGGACUACGAUGCCGUCGAGGACGUGACUGAGGAGACUUCUGCCAAGGUCGAGGAGCCUGUCAAGACUGAGGAGCCUAUCAAGGCCGAGCCCGAGGCCGAUGACGACAAGAAGAAGCGCAAGCACGACGGUGAGACCGCCGAGGAGAAGGCUGAGCGCAAGCGCAAGAAGAAGGAGAAGAAGGAAAAGAAGGAGCGUCGGAAGUCCAAGCAGGCAGAGGACAGCGAUGACAGCGACUAG